Molecule: messenger RNA, 516 nt
Organism: Colletotrichum siamense
Lineage: Eukaryota; Fungi; Ascomycota; Sordariomycetes; Glomerellales; Glomerellaceae
Exons: 1
Coding region: 1-516 (171 amino acids)
Source: RefSeq, a predicted model, not a curated record
AUGUCGUCCACGGACAGCAGCUCUCUGGGCAGCAGCGGCGAAGGCCUUGGCCUGUCCUCUGCACCCUACACCUGGAUCCUCACGCCUCUCAUCGUUUUCCUCUCCAUCGGCAUCCUCGCGACUCUUAUCCAGUUCCAGCGUCGCCGCCGUCUCCGCAGGCUUGGACUGCAACGCCCGUGGCCCCGUCGCGAUCUCGAAGCGAAUCGUCAAAGAGCUGGAGGUCAGCGCUCAUCGCGAAACGGCCGCUGGGCGUGGACCACUCGCCCCGACGAAGGUCUGGACGAGUUCGGCGAGGCCCCUCCUGCCUACGAGCCGAAAGCUAAGCCCGGUCAGGCCGUCACCCGGGAUGGCAGCUUCGAGAUGGCCCACGUCGAGCACAUGCCCCCGCCGCCUCUCAUCGGCGCGGCAGGAGCUGGCCGGGGCUCCCUGCCCCCAGACUACGGCACGGCCACCGGUUCUACGUCUUCAACACCACCCACCAUCGCGACACCGCCCACUGCGGUUACGAGAAGCUAA